Messenger RNA from Erythranthe guttata (spotted monkey flower), 1024 nucleotides. Its product is annotated as PRA1 family protein B3. The record is from RefSeq and is a predicted model, not a curated record. Lineage: Eukaryota; Viridiplantae; Streptophyta; Magnoliopsida; Lamiales; Phrymaceae. Gene Ontology annotation, biological process: vesicle-mediated transport. Gene Ontology annotation, cellular component: Golgi apparatus; endoplasmic reticulum.
AAAAUAAUUGAGGGGAGCUGUAUUUAUAACAGAAUCCCGUAGAGCAGGCAAUUAGCUCUCAAAAUCAAAUCAGCAAUGGCAUCCCUUCCGAUCUCAAAUCCCCAUUCCGAUUCCCAGCCGCCGAUCUCUACGCCGGCCUUCCGCGCCUUCAUCUCCCGCCUCAGCGGCACAAUCCGCCACGGAUUCUCACAGCGCCGCCCCUGGUUGGAGCUUCUGGAUCGCUCCUCCUUCGCCCGGCCAGACUCCCUCUCGGAGGCCGCCUCACGCAUCCGCAAAAACUUUUCCUACUUCCGCAUCAACUACAUAUCCCUCCUCGCUCUCUCCCUCGCACUCUCUCUCAUCUCCCACCCGUUCUCGCUCCUCGUCCUUUUCUCUCUCCUCGCCGCGUGGCUCUUCCUGUACUCAUUCCGCCCUUCGGAUCAGCCGGUCGUUGUCGCCGGCCGCACGUUUUCGGAUCGGGAGGUGCUGGGGAUUCUGGUGGUCUCCACCAUAGUUGUGGUGUUCCUCACCAGCGUCGGAUCCGUGCUCAUAUCCGCCUUGCUUGUCGGCCUCUCCGUCGUUUGCGCUCACGGCGCUUUCCGCAUGCCUGAGGAUUUGUUUUUGGAUGAGCAGGAACCGCUUGGUUCCGGAUUUCUCUCGUUCCUAGGUGGCGCCGCCUCCUCCGCCGCCGCUGCUGCGGCGGCUUCUCCGGCCAUGUCCACGCGCGUGUAACUUGGAAUCAGAUCAGAUCUGGUCGGUGUUCAUGGGAUUCAACCCGAAAGGUACACGAUUCUAGUUAGUUUCUUCGAUUUUAGUUGAGUUUAAUUCGACUGAAUUGUAUUAUUUGUUCCCAAUAGGGAAAUUGAAAAUUCAUGUUCAUCCUGAUAUAGUUAGUUAGGCAUUUUCCAUCUUCAAUUGAUUUGAUCCAGGAUCUUAAAUGUAAUAUCGUAACUUGAAUUCUUCUGCAAAUUCUUUUAUGUCAUUCUUAAGUAAUUUGAUAUUGCCAAGCAGAUCUAUUAUGAGAUCUGUAUUUCAUGUUUAAACA